Messenger RNA from Agrilus planipennis (emerald ash borer), 1967 nucleotides. RefSeq names its product pyruvate dehydrogenase [acetyl-transferring]-phosphatase 1, mitochondrial. The record is from RefSeq and is a predicted model, not a curated record. Lineage: Eukaryota; Metazoa; Arthropoda; Insecta; Coleoptera; Buprestidae. Gene Ontology annotation, biological process: protein dephosphorylation. The transcript is spliced from 5 exons. The coding region runs from base 197 to 1681 and encodes 494 amino acids. Gene Ontology annotation, molecular function: cation binding; protein serine/threonine phosphatase activity.
GUGCACAGCUGUUAUAAUGUAUGUACAUAACCUGUAAAUUUGUUAGUUAAGAUUUUGGCUUUUAAAAAUAGAAAAUAGUAACCUUGUGGCGUCGUUUUUGUAAAUUUGUUUUUUAUUCUAAUAGAGUGUGAUUUGCUCGGAAAUGUGGAGUUGUUUGCAAAAUUUAAGAUACUAGUUUGUACUACAGGAAGAGGUUAUGGCUUUAGGACCACAGCGGUUUCUUCACAAAAAAAGUAUUGUUUCCUUUGGUAAAUUUGUUCCAAAGUGUGUAAUAUCUUCCUGUGAAAGACAUGGUUUUAUUACUGGUUGUUGUUACGCUUCGCGUUUUAUUCGGUCGACUGGUGAACCGAAGUCGGCAUUUGCAAGAUUGUCACCACAAGAGGUUGAUUCAGUCCUGCAUGCAAAUGAAUUCAGUUACGAAUUUCCUGAACACAAAUCUGUUAAAUCGUAUGACUCCAAUCAAUUGGCUUCAAACAAUCCCAUCGAAGAUACCAGGUCAGAAGCUUCAUGUAUCCCAACACCAGGUAUUCUCAUGGGAAUCUUUGAUGGUCAUGGUGGAGGAGCUUGUGCCCAGGUAGUUGCAAAACGUAUUUUCAAAUACAUCAGCGCUUGCCUCAUGUCGCCUGAUCAAUUGAAAGAGUAUCUUCAAUUGGCGGAGACAAAUGAGCCAAUGAAACUGCUCAAAACUUAUAACGACAAAGUGCAAUUUGUAGAAGACGUUCGUGAUAUUUAUAGGAAUAGUUUUAAAUUAUUCGUAAAUGAUUUAAUAAAGGACACAAAUAGAUCAUGGACCAAUGUUCACGAAGCUUUGGAAAAAGCAGUCUUGCGUUUAGACGACGAUAUUUCGAGGGAAGCUUUGACUACUCCAUCUGGAGGCGUCAAUAUGAAAACUUUGUCCGUUGCCAUGUCUGGAUGUGUUGCAAUUAUUGCCCAUAUUAAUGGUCCUCAUCUCAAUAUUGCUCACGUUGGUGACGCUUGUGCAGUGCUCGGUACUCAAAAAGAAAAUCAUUGGACAGCGACAAAAUUAACAGUGGAGCACAAUAUAGAAAAUGCGGAAGAAGUCGAAAGGAUAUUAGGGGAACAUCCGACAACUGAAAGCGACACUGUUCUCAGAAUGGAUCGGCUCCUUGGUCAGCUGGCUCCUCUUCGUUCUAUAGGUGAUUUCAGGUACAAAUGGAGCAAAGACAUUAUGCAAAACGUAGUGGUAAAGGUAUUGGGCGACCAAUAUCUUCCCCCAAACUACCACACGCCUCCUUAUUUAACUGCUAAACCAGAAGUGAAUUACCACAAGCUGACUCCGAAUGACAAGUUUUUGGUAAUAGCUUCGGAUGGGUUAUGGGACGUUAUCAGUCCGGCGGAAGUGGUCAACCUUGUGGGAAAACACAUGAGCGGAAAAGUCACCUUGAGCCCCUUGUUUCUACCAAGACGAAAUAUGAAAUUGGGAGAAAUAGAAGAAGUAUUGCAACAAAGAAAAGAAAGUAUGAAAUUGAAGCCCAAGGACAAGAAUGCUGCCACCCAUUUAAUACGAAACGCGUUAGGCGGUACUGAGUUUGGAAUUGACCAUGGCAAACUUUCUCAGAUGCUCAGUCUACCUGUUGAAGUUUCUAGAGUUUUUAGGGACGACAUUACAGUUACUGUGAUUUACUUUGAUUCAGAUUAUUUAGGUCACUGUCCGCCGUAGUAUCAUAUUAAAUUAUUUAUACUGGACGCCUAAUUUUGGAUGUCCAUACGUAUCGAAAUUAGUUUCUUCUCUAAUGUAGGAGAAUGUUUAUGAUUCAGUGAAGUGUUUAAUAGUCUUACAAAUGAUUACUCGCAUUGUGAAGCAAGUUCCGACAUUACAACUACCGACAAAAGAAUAUUUUCGGAUCUUUAUUAAUAACAUUGUAUAAAAAGUACAUAAUAUAUUUUGUAACUUUUUUUCGAAGUGAUACAACACCGGAGAAAAUAUAUAUGAAAUUAUCAAUCAA